AUGGCACCAGGCAGAAGGGAUGCGUGCCGUGGGCGGGGGGCAGUGGGAACGUGUGCCACAGCCCAGGCUGCCCUCUGCAAGGCCACGGCCGGACACCGGCAGCUGGUGCUGCAGCUCGGGGGGAGCGGUGACGGGCCCCGACUGCGAGAGGAGCGAGGCAGGAGGAGCGCAGAGGCCUGUGAGCUCAGCAUGGGGCUGCGGUGGACGCUGCUGGCGGGGCUGCGGCAGGGCCCGGCCAGCCCUCGGGAGCGGCAGGAGCUGGAGCGGCUCUGGGUGCUCUUCCUCUCCGCCCUGGAGCUCUUCCUGCAGGACCUGUACAGAGCCCAGCACCUCUGCCAGCUCUUCUCCCUGCAAGGGGGUGGUGUUGCCCCGCUGCGCACUGGGCUGGGGGGCUGGGGGCUGCCCAGCCGGAGAGGAGGGGGUCCCAUGCAGCCCCCCACCACCCGGAGCUUGGAGGAGGAGAUCGAGCAGGUGAGGGCCACGCUGGCAGAGAUGGAGAGCGGAGCCAACAUUCCACCAUGGACAGUGGAAGCCAGAGAGACCACACAGCCGGCAGAGACAAGCGGCGCCACAGAGAGAGCGGCCUGGGGAGGCGCCUGUGCUGGGCACUGCUGUGGGGUGCUGUGAGCUAGGGGGCAGGAGA
Messenger RNA from Agelaius phoeniceus (red-winged blackbird), 643 nucleotides. Its product is annotated as regulator of G-protein signaling 9-binding protein-like. Lineage: Eukaryota; Metazoa; Chordata; Aves; Passeriformes; Icteridae. The record is from RefSeq and is a predicted model, not a curated record.